Acytostelium subglobosum LB1 is the source of this 972-nucleotide messenger RNA. RefSeq lists its product as hypothetical. NCBI's taxonomy places the organism in Eukaryota, Evosea, Eumycetozoa, Acytosteliales, Acytosteliaceae. The record is from RefSeq and is a predicted model, not a curated record. The transcript has 4 exons. The coding region runs from base 1 to 972 and encodes 323 amino acids.
AUGCCUUUGAUCACAACACAAUCCAGUAGUAGUAGUAGUAGUAGUGGACAAUUAGAUAUCACAACAGAUAGUAUUGACACAUCGCCAGCAGCCACUAAGCUUGCACCAUCUCCCAAACUCAAGUCGUGCUAUCAAGAUAAAGCAUCGCCACAGAUCCCUUCACCAUCACCAAUACCAACACAAUCACAAUCAACAAUCAACAAUAGCAACAGUAGUACUAAACUUAAGCGACUAUCUUCAACACUUGUUGGAACUUUGGAACAAGGAGGCACAACAACUGUUUCAAAGAAGAAGCUAAUGACUUCGUCGUCGCAUAGUCAGACGACGGCGAUGUCGACAUCCUUUGAGGCAGACCCCUCGACACUUCAGUUCAUUCAGACGGCAGUGCAACUCAUUUACAAGUCAAGAUCAAAUGCACUCUCUUAUCAACAACCAUUGGUCGAUGUCGAUCUCUCACACCUCUUGUCAAACAACGAUCGGUUCCCUGUAUCCAGGAACGUCACACUCGAAGACUUACACGAGUACCGAAGCAAAGAUUUGGACAUAUUCGAGUGUCGGAAGAAUGAAACAGGUGAUACAUACAAGCAUGUAUUGUUGGAAAGAUGGAUAUUCACAUUCAAACCAAAGCCAGCUGAGCAUCAACCAAGUAUAGAGCGUAGUGUAAAGGAGAGAGAGUUGACAAUAUCAGAUGAGUUGAGUGGCUUGAUGGUCCCAAUCAAUGAUACAGGCAUACAUGUUGGAUCCCAAUCUGGGACUCUGUCACCAAAGGAAGGUGUUGACGAUGAACAGAACUAUUCACAUGAAUGUCCAGUCCUCAAGUGUCUCUACUACACCCUCUCAUCAAUGCCCUUGUUCUCAAGUAUCAAAUACAUGCAACAACAUACAGAGAUUGGACUAAAGGUCAAAUAUGGAGCAUCCAAACACUUCCCUCCUCCAGCGAACUUUGAUCCACUUGAUUGUAAGUUAAGUUAA